This is a messenger RNA of Prorocentrum cordatum, 2622 nucleotides long. The record is from the annotation of a GenBank genome assembly. Lineage: Eukaryota; Dinophyceae; Prorocentrales; Prorocentraceae.
GCCGACCCGCUGGAGGCCUACCACCGCAGCCUCGCGGACGGCGCGGCGGCGCGGCGGCGACUGCUGUCCCUGCAGGCCCAGCGGGCCGAGGCCGGGGCCUGCUGCGGCCGGCUGGGCGCGCCGCUGCCCGCGCCGUCUUGGGAGGGCCUGGAGCGGUUCGUGGAGGAGCAGGUGUCCCUGCUGCGAGGCCAGCUCGGCCUGGCGCCCCUGUGGGACCCCCGGCUACGCGCGCGGCUGCGCAGGCGCCCAGAGGUGGCCGGCGUGGAGUGGGGCCGGCUGGCGUCGGCCGGCGGCCCCGGAUCAGCUCUGAUGUCUGCCGCUGCGGCCGAUGGCCGCGAGGCGGCCGAGCUGCUUGGCGUCGGGCCCGCUCACGGCCGCCGCUUCGCGGCGCACGUGUGGGUCUACGGUUUCCCAGAUGCGUGCGCGGCCGCGGCGCACCUGUUGUGGCACCCUGUCUUUGGCGCGCAGCGGGCCGGCCUGCGGGCCGCCGUGACCUGCGCGCCUGCGCGCGUGGCGAGUGCGCGGCGUGCCACGCGCGGCCAGGUGUUGGUCGCGGCAGCGUGGGAGGCGGGCGGCCCGGGCGACGCCCUGCCCACCAGCCCUGCGCUCCCCGCAGCGCUGGCCGCAGCGUCGCCAGGGAAGCGCCUCCAGCGGGCCGCGGUGGAGCUGGCCGGGGCGGGGCGCUCGGACGAGUUCGCCGACCUGGCGCCGGAUUUGCUGGAGGAGCUGCUCGAGGCGGCCACCAUGGCCGCCGCCGUCCCGGCAGCAGCCCCCCCGGCCGGGCGCGCGGCGCGGCAGGCCGCCGCCGUGCCGCGCUUCCGGGUCCGCCUGCGAGACCUGGAGGCCACCUUGGACGGCGGGACCGAUUGCAGGGGCAGCCUCGCCACGGCCGAGAGGGGACUGGCCGCCAGCUCCGCCGAGGAGGCCGAAGCCGCCUUCGCCAGCCAAGGCCGCGGCCCCGAGCGCCCAGAGCCGCCGUCGCCCUCCGCCUUGCCGCGGCCGCUACAGGUGCGGCUCGCCGCCCUGCGCGAGCCUGCGGCCGCCGGACCUCCUCCAGGCUGGCCCGCUGAGGCGGCGGCGGGCAGCGCCACUAGCAGCAGCGCCCCCGCGGCCAGCGCCACGGCAAGCAGCGAGGCCGUUGCCGAGGGCGCCGAGGCCGGAGGCGCGGGCGGCACGGGCCGCGAGGCCUCCGUGGCCGCAGUCAGCAGCGAGGCCACCACCGUCGCCAAGCCUGCCUCCGUCGGCGCAGCAGAGGACGCGCGGGCGGCGGCUUUCCCGGCCGCGCGGGCCGCGUCUGCGCGCCAGGGCCAGCAGCGGCGGCUGUGCGCCGAGCUCUGCAAGAACUACUCGAGCGGCGAUGGCGAUGCCCUUAGCCUCGCAGCCGCGCAGAGCAUGGCGGGGUGGAUCGCGGAGAUGGUCAAGGGAACGCGGGCGCAGGCGGUCUCGAGCGAUGGGAAUGUGGUUCCGGUGGACGUACGCCUGGCCGCCGACCCCUGGACGAUGCACGUGGCACUGGCGGGGGAGGCGCACGAGGUUCGGCUGGCCGACAUCGAGGCGGUGGCCUGCGGCGAGAAUGCGGGGCGCGCCUUGCGCGGACGACUCGAGGGGCGACCGCCCCCCGGGCUGGUGGUGAUGACGCUAAAAGGGGGCAGUUGCCUGGCGCUGAAAUUCCCGCGGCCCGGCGCGCCGCCCGAGGCCUUCGCGGCCCGCCUGGCAGAGCUGUGCGAGGAGGAGCGCAGCUGCCGCCCACCGCAGGAGCCACGGCCACAGCCUGCCGUGGAGGCUCCCGCCUGCGGCGGGCCCUCGACCUAUGGCCACAGAGACUUCUGGCUGGAUCCACCCUCGUCUGGCCUUGCUGCUGCUCACCGGCCGCUGCCGCCUCGCGCGCGGGACGCGGCAGGCGUCGCGACGCCGACGACCACGGUGCCUGUACUCGUGCCCGCCGAACCAGCACCGUCUGAUCGGCCGCGCGCCACCCGCGCGUUUGCCGCGCCGCUGGCGCCGCCGCACUCCGCUCCGCCUUGGACGCAGCAGGUGCUGGGGCAGGCCCCCUUUGCUCAUCAGACAGCCGCCGUCGAAGCCUCCCCACGGCCCUCCCUGAGACCGCGGACGCCGUCCCCGCAGCCGCUGCCAGGCGCGGCGCUCCGCGGCCUGUCGCAGACACCACCGCUGCCAGCGCGACAGCCAGCGGCCGGUGCCCCACCGUCGCCAGUGCCGAGGGCACCGCCGCCGCGACCCGCGGCCGCGCUGCCAUGGGGGCCGCUGGCGCCGGGGCCCGCCGCCGCUGCUGGGAGGUGGCGGCCACCGCAGAGGGCCUGGUCCGCCCCUGGGCCGCUGCCGCUGCCGGUCGCAAUCGGGUGGGAGACUCUCGCGAGGACUCAUGCCGGCGUGCCAGGGGCGGGCCACGAGGCGACGGCCUCCGCGGCGGCCACCAUGGCAAGGGUCGCCACCGCAGUCGUGGCGAGGAUGCAGACCACGGCGCUGACCAUGACCGCCAACGUCCGUGCCCCCCAGGACGGUGCACCGCCAGCGCCCGCGCUGGCCGAGGCGGUCGGGCACCGAGGCAUCAUGUCCUCGCGCGCGCCCCUGGGUGCGCCCACGGCGCGGAGCGGCGGCUCCUGA